This is a messenger RNA of Nycticebus coucang (slow loris), 7514 nucleotides long. RefSeq names its product solute carrier family 13 member 5 (gene SLC13A5). Gene Ontology annotation, cellular component: membrane. Gene Ontology annotation, molecular function: sodium:dicarboxylate symporter activity; succinate transmembrane transporter activity; citrate transmembrane transporter activity. Gene Ontology annotation, biological process: citrate transport; monoatomic anion transmembrane transport. The record is from RefSeq and is a predicted model, not a curated record. Bases 214 to 1926 code for a protein of 570 amino acids. NCBI's taxonomy places the organism in Eukaryota, Metazoa, Chordata, Mammalia, Primates, Lorisidae. The transcript has 12 exons.
UGGAGUCCGGAGACACCUCCCGCGGCCACCGGGUGGCAGAGUGGGGGCAGGCGUCCCCACCGACCCAGAGGGGUGGCCCCGCCUCGGGGCCGCGCGGAGGCCCCACCGUGGGGGGCGGAGUUGUCGCCACCCCCCCUUCCAAUCCCGGGUGCUGCCCCUUCUUAAGCCCGCGGAGCCUCUAGCUGCCCCUCACUCGACUCUCCCUCCCGCACGAUGGCCUCGGCGCUGAGCUAUGUCUCCAAGUUCAAGUCCUUCGUGAUCUUGUUCGUCACCCCGCUCUUGCUGCUGCCACUCAUCAUUCUGAUGCCCGCCAAGUUUGUCAGGUGUGCCUACGUCAUCAUCCUCAUGGCCAUUUACUGGUGCACAGAAGUCAUCCCUCUGGCUGUCACCUCCCUCAUGCCUGUCUUGCUUUUCCCACUCUUCCAGAUCCUGGACUCCAAGGAGGUAUGUGUCCAGUACAUGAAGGACACCAAUAUGCUGUUCCUGGGUGGCCUCAUGGUGGCUGUGGCUGUGGAGCAUUGGAAUCUGCACAAGAGGAUCGCCCUGCGGACGCUCCUCUGGGUGGGGGCCAAGCCUGCACAGCUGAUGUUGGCCUUUAUGGGCGUCACGGCCUUCCUGUCCAUGUGGAUCAGCAACACGGCCACCACAGCCAUGAUGGUGCCCAUCGUGGAGGCCAUGCUGCAGCAGAUGGAAGCCACCAGCACAGCCACUGAGGCCAGCCUGGGGGCACUUGAGCUGGCGGACAAAGACAAGGCCAGCGAGUUGCCAGGGAACCAAGUGAUUUUUGAAGGCCCCGUCCUGGGGCAGCAGGAAGACCAUGACAGGAAGAGGAUGUGCAAGGCCAUGAACCUGUGUGUGUGCUAUGCCGCUAGCAUCGGGGGCACCGCCACCUUGACUGGAACGGGACCCAAUGUGGUACUCUUGGGCCAGAUGAACGAAUUGUUUCCCGACAGUAAAGACCUCGUGAACUUCGCCUCUUGGUUUGGAUUCGCCUUCCCCAACAUGCUGAUAAUGCUGCUGCUCACUUGGCUGUGGCUUCAAUGUAUUUACCUGAGAUUCAAUUUUAAAAAAGUCUGGGGCUGCUGGCUGGAGAGGGGGAAUGAGAAGGCUGCCUACAAGAUGCUGCAGGAGGAGUACAGGAAGCUGGGGCCCUUCUCCUUUGCGGAGGUCAACGUCCUGAUCUGCUUUGUCCUGUUGGUCGUCCUGUGGUUCUCUCGCGACCCUGGCUUCAUGCCUGGCUGGCUGUCUGUCGCCUGGAUAGAGGGUGAGACAAAGUAUGCCACCGACGCCACUGUGGCCAUCUUUGUGGCCACUUUGCUAUUCAUUCUGCCUUCACAGAAGCCCAAGUUCAACUUCUGCAGCCAGACCGAGGAAGAAAGGAAAACUCCAUUUUAUCCCCCUGCACUGCUGAAUUGGAAGGUGACCCAGGAGAAAGUGCCCUGGGGCAUUGUGCUGCUAUUAGGGGGUGGAUUUGCUGUGGCUAAAGGAUGUGAGGCCUCGGGGCUGUCCGAGUGGAUGGGGAAGCAGAUGGAGCCCUUGCACUCAGUGUCUCCCACAGUCAUCACCCUCAUCUCAUCCUUGCUUGUUGCCGUGUUCACUGAGUGCACAAGCAACGUGGCCACCACCACCCUGUUCCUGCCCAUCUUUGCCUCCAUGUCUCGUUCCAUUGGCCUCAACCCGCUGUAUGUCAUGCUGCCCUGUACCCUGAGUGCAUCCUUUGCCUUCAUGUUGCCUGUGGCCACCCCACCAAAUGCCAUCGUGUUCGCCUAUGGACACCUCAAGGUUCCUGACAUGGUGAAAACAGGAUUCAUGAUGAACAUAAUUGGAGUCUUCUGUGUGUUUCUGGCAGUCAACACCUGGGGACGGAUCAUAUUUGACUUGGAUCAUUUCCCUGACUGGGCUAACGUGACACACACUGAGACUUAGGAAGAGCCACAAGACCACGCACACGGCCCCGCCCUCCUGAGGACUACCGAACCUUCUGGCACACCUUGCACAGAGUUUUGGGGCUCACACCCCAAAGUGACCCAAUGAUGCCUACACCUCACCAAGACCCAGCCAGCAGGCCACCUCUUCCUCGAGGCCCAGAUGCAGAGAUGGGGACGGGCGGCUGGAGGGCAGGCUUGGGAAGUAAAGGAGCCUACAAGAGGCUGCUGGUGCCUGUCUUUCUCCAAGCCCUUCCGUCUUUUCUGGGACGGCGGGCAGCAGAGGGGCAGGGAUGCAGGCCCAUGUACCCACUCAGCCUCGAGCAGCCAUCAUUUUGGCCCACACUGGGCUCUGGUUUUCACUUGCUUAGUUCCAAGUAGUUUAAAUGGGAAGCAGAGCCCCAGGUUGGAAGCUAAGAGAACAAGCGACAACUGCCUGUGCCUCUUCUGGCUCACCUUGAGCCGCCUAAGAUCAUAUCUGUCACUCUGAGGGGGACACCCCAGCCAGGGGCAGAAUGCCUGGUCUUGGGCAGCUCCUACCACUGAUUGUGGGAAUCAGAGCCUCCUGCAGACUCUCAGAACUCUUCAUGCGGCCACCACCAAAAGAUGAGGGACUUUGGCUUGCUAACUUCCAGAGAGCACCAGGUUUCCCUCCCAAAGCACAUCACUGGCUGGCCUGCUCCCUUCCUCCCCUCGUUCCAUUUUAAUUGACCAUUUGGACUCCUGUCCCAGCUCUCCAGGGAGCUUCCUGCAACUCCUAGGUUCCCUGUCUCCUGGACCAACGUUGGCUGAGAGGCCCUGGCUGGGAUCCUCCAUAUCCCCCUUUUGUCCUGGGCAGGUCAGUGUGGCUCUUCCAUGAGAUGCUGUCCCUGCCCUCCCGCAUGGCUAGGUCACACUCCGAGUAAGGGCAGUGAUGGUGCUUUGGGGGCCACAGUGGGGUUUCUAGGUCCUCCCUUACCUGCAGGCUCAGGGUAGACAGCUGCUGAUGUCCCAGGGCUGAGUCACUUCAGAGUCUGUCAGGCCAGAGGACUGAAAAGACUCCUUUUGUGACCGGCCUUCACAGCUCGGCCUAGAGGCAACAGACACUACUGAGGAUGAGCAGUGCUGGGUGAUCCCUGAGCAGACAGCCCCUGUCGGUGAGCAGCCACCCGAGCUUCCUGCAGCAAAGCCCCAGAGUUGGGCAACGACUCCAGAGCAGUUGUGGGAACCCCCCGAAGCCCAUGUGAGAGAGACAUGAGAAACAACCAGCCUCUCUCCCCCGACCCCCUUCUCCUUCCUUCUGGGGCUGCUCUGGAAGAGAGGCAGUGGCAGACAGGUGAGGCCCUUGGGUGGCAUUUUUCAGGGCAGGAAGAAGUAUGGGAACCUAAGGAAACUCCACUGAGGACCAAGUGUCCAUCUGGUUCCUUGGACAGAAUAAUUCCUGACCACACCGUGGAGGUCUUGCUGUCAUUAAAUGCUCUGUCUUCCAUGGAAAGUUCCGCUGUGCCGACUCAUCUCUGGUUUUCUCCCAUGUGUGGGGUGUUUUGUGGGUAGGUAAAUGAAUAAUUACCCUUCUCCUCGGUGCCAGGCCUUCCUGCACCUGGUGAAUCCACUGGUUAUCUCAUUCGAUCUUUGCAACAACCCUGUAAGACAGCAGACGUUAUUAUCCUUGUUGGUCUUCCAAGAAGACUGAAGCUCGGAGAGGCCGAGUAAAGUGUCCUAAGUCACACAGUCAGUCCCAACCUAGAUCUUCUGACUCCUGCCCACUGCUCCUUUGUCUAGACCAAUGGUUCUCAACCUUCCUAAUGCCGCGAGCCUUUAAUACAGUUCCUAUGGGUCGCCGCCCACAGGUUGAGAACUACUGGUCUGGACAUUAAGAGCCUUGGCUUUAUAGGGCUUGUAGGGAAAGGUGAAUGGCUGAGAGCAAGUCCACAAUAAGACCUGCUUGCUCAGGGAAGGUCACCAAACCUGGGUCCUUUUCUGUUGCCUCCUCUGAGAUGGGGUCAGGGCCAAGCUGAAUCGAACCGGGUGGGCCCUUCCCUAAGAAGCAAAGUGUUUUGAUGGGGAUGGCAGUAAGGAGAAACUGAAGGCUCCCUUCUUGCACACCUCUCCAUCACUGCCUUCCACACCAGAAUGAGGGCUCGGACUGCUGGCACUGUGGCUGAUCCAAGGCAGGCCACAAUAAGCGUGACUGGUAAAUUAAUGAUCGAUCAGUGUGGUCAAUUAGGGGCAUGCUUAGUGGUAGUGAGCAAGGUCAGCAAAGGUCAUCUGAGGUGGGCACUGAAGGAUGACUGGGAUGGCCAAGUGUGAUGGGCAAGGCAUUGGUGGGCAAGGCUUUGGUGGGGCGGGUGGAGGACUCUACCAGACAUUAUCUGGUUUAGGGCUGUCAAAAAACUGGGUGCGGGAGGGCAGAACUCCCAGCUGAGGAGGUGACCAAAAGCUGUUUCUGAACAUCUCCUAGCUUAGCUGGGGCUGCACUAACAUUUAUGGCCUGGGCCGAUUAGGAAUGCUUUUGAGUGCAAAUAAGAGACAACUCAGUGAACAGUGGCUUAAACUUUAAGGUCAUUUAAUGUUUACUUAACAGGAAGCCUGGAGGCAGGUGUUGUUGGCCUUGGUUCAGCAGCUCAUUUUGGCCACCAAGGACUUGAGCUCCAUAGUUCUGCCUGUCAUCUGCAGGGUAUCACUCUCAGGCUAUCUACAGUCUUGAAGAAAGGGCUAUUGAGGUGGGGCCAUGAUGGUGCCGAACUGCAUUUUUCCCUUUUAUUAGGAAAAUAAAAGCUUCCUCAGAUGUGCCAUACAGACUUCCCUUAAUGUCUUAUUGGUCAGAACUGAGUCACACGCCCAUCCUUAGACCAAUCAUUGGCAAAGGGGAAGAAUAUGUGUACCAUGAGACCAAUUAAGACUCAUCUCUUAGGGUUGGGGAACCAGCCAAUGUUUUUUGGAAUUAGGAGAUUUCCACCCAGUAAAAAAUGUGAGUUCUGGCAGGAAAAAGGCAGGGGAGCUGUUGGGUAGAUGAUGACAAGUAUGUGGUAUAGUCACUCCAGGUGACUUGAGUGGCUCCCUUUCCACGGAAUUCAGUAGAAGCAUGUUGCUAGAUAAGAAGAGAGUACAUGGUUAUUUGGUCAGGAGCUUCAGCAAAGCCUCCACUUCCUAAAGGAUAGGCCUCGUCUACAGGGCCCAGUGGAUUGGGAGGCUGGAGCCUGAGCCAGGGAUCAGUCUCAGUCCUGACAUCUAACACCGAACAGGUCAUUCUACCCCCUGCACCUCAGUUCCCAUCAGGAAAGGGCUAGACUCGAGGUUCUCUAAGGGCCUCUCCCAGGGUCAUGGGUUCUCUCACCCCAGCUGACCCUCCCUCUGCUCGGGCCAGAUGCAGCCCCCACCACCUCCCCCAGCCGUCUCAGCUUGCAGUCUAUCCCAUGGGUCCACUCCCUGCUCCCACUGGGGACUAGCCACUUCCUGAAGGCCGUCCCACUCAUAUUUUGCCUCUUGCAUUUUAUAAAGGCUUUUUACCCCAGACCUUUGAGUACUCUUUUCUUAGUGCCUAGACUAAUUCUUGAGGCCCAAGGUUAGCUGAAUACACAAGUCUGCACUUUUGACUCUUUUGCCAGGGACUUAUGACUCCACAAAGAUUCUCUGCAUUCCAAAGGUCAAGCCCCAGGAUCCCUACCCCGUGGUCCCUGAAUUAGGAGGCAUAUGUCUCCUUCUCCCCAGUGAACAGCUUCCAUCCUUCUUCCCCAUCUGGCAGGGACACUGACUGUGGCACCUACCUGGGACAGGGGAAGUCUUCUCUCCUCCUCGUCAUCUCUUGCACACUAACAAAAAUAAUGGAUAAUGAGAUUUUUGCUCUGGACUCCAAGCAGGAUAUCAAUUCACCAGCACAGAGUCCAAUACUUGAAAUGAAUAAGGAUAUUCCUGGGUAAGACCCUUGAUGGCAUAUUCUUUUUCUUUUUGCAGACAGUUUCACUUUGUCACCCUUGGUAGAGUGCCGUGGCAUCUCAACCUCAAACUCAACUCUUGGGCUUAAGCGAUUCUCUUGCUUUAGCCUCCCAAGUAGCUGGGACUACAGGUACCCGCCAUAAUGCCCAGCUAUUUUUAGAGACGAUGUCUCGCUCUGGCUCAGGCUGGUCUUGAACCUGGGAGCUCAGACAAUCCACCUCCUCAGUUUCCCAAGUGAAUGGCAUAUUCCUUUUUUUGAGACAGUCUCACUAUGUCGUCCUAGGUAGAAUACAAUGGUGUCACAGGCUCAUAGCAACCUCAAACUCUUGGGCUUAAGUGAUUCUCUUGCCUAAGCCUUCCAAGUAGCUGGGACUAUAGGUGCCCGCCACAAUACCUGGCUCUUUUUUGUUGCAGUUGUCAUUGUUGUUUAGCAGGCCUGGGCCAGGUUCGAACCUUCCAGCCUCAGUGUAUGUGGUCAGGGCCCUAACCACUGAGCUAUGGGCACCACGCCUGAACAGCAUAUUCUUGUUUGUGGAAAAAAAGACCAAAUCUGAACUGUCAGAUUACAAACUAUACCUGACUACUCUAUUCUUAGCCCAGUUACUCUCUCUCCCUAGUCCCACAAUCUCUGAAAAGCCUUGGGUUCCAACCUACCCAGGAAGUUUUAUUGUUUUUUGAGAGACAGAGUCUCACUCUGCCACCCUGGGUAGAGUGCCGCAAAGUCAACUUAGCUCACAGCAACCUCAGUUUCUUUCAAAAGAUCUUCUUGCCUCAGCCUCCCGAGCAACUGGGACUACAGGCAUCUGCCACGAUGCCCAGCUAGUUCUUCUAUUUUUAGUAGAGACAGAGUCUUGCUCUUGCUCAGGCUGGCCUCGAACUCUUGAGCUCAAGCAAUCCACCUGCCUCAGCCUUCCAGAGUGCUAGGAUUAUCGUUGUGAGCCACCAUGCCUGGCUAACCAGGAAAAUUUUAAAAAACCUCUUCACACUUAAAAAAACAACAACAAAAACACAGUUUCAAGGUAAAUCUUUCACUUCAUGGGAUGGGCUUUUAUAUCCUAUAACUAGAAGUUUUUGUCAUUUCAGGCUGAAUCUUUGUAAUCAGAUAAUCAGUUUAUUUCACUUGGUGUCCUGCACCAGGAUGUGGUUACGUGCACUUUCUUUCUCCGGGAACGUCUUCCAGGAGCUUCCCUGAUCUGCUUGUCCAAACACCCCCCUCUGGCAGAGCCAGAGGCCACCCAUGGGUGGCAGUUGUGUCCCUGCUUCCAGGUUUCAAGGGUAGAGAAGUACUAAAAUUCAAUCUCACAACACCCUGUUAUCCAAUCAAGAAAUGUUAACUAGUUUUUAUAGUAAGAAAUCAAUAUGAACACGGUAAAAAGAAUUCCAACAGCAUAAAACAUCAUGAGUCAUGUACCUCCUGCCUCAGACUUUUGAGUUUCUAAGACCUCCCCCGCUGAGAAAGGCAUCACCCACUGUCAGCAGUUUCUUACAUAUCCAUCUAGAAAUAUCACACAGACACAAAAAAUUAUGUCAUAGACAUCUAUCCCCUUUACUUCAUACCCAUGGGACCAUACCAUACAUGUUUUCUGUGCUUGUUUCUACCCACCCACACACACACACACACCUUGCUUAACAGGUUAUUUGGAGAUAAUUCUAUUUUAGGAUGUAUUAAGUUUA